Molecule: messenger RNA, 1671 nt
Organism: Armigeres subalbatus
Lineage: Eukaryota; Metazoa; Arthropoda; Insecta; Diptera; Culicidae
Exons: 2
Coding region: 1-1671 (556 amino acids)
Molecular function (GO): nucleic acid binding
Source: RefSeq, a predicted model, not a curated record
AUGCACGUGCCGACCGACCUGAACCCUACCGACCGCAUCUCCAGAGGAAUGCUUGCCAGUCAGAUCCUGCACGACAAGUUGUGGUGGCAUGGUCCAGCGUACCUUACCUCCCCCGUCGAAUUGUGGCCGAAGUGUGCGGUUUCGAUGCCGACCAAGUCGGAAUUAGAAGAAGAGAUGCGCCCUUUGGUGUCCCUAAAUUCGGUCGAAGAGAACGCAACUGUUUUCAAUGAAUUCUCAGAAUUAGCAAAGCUAACAAGAUUCGUCGCUUACUGUUUCCGACUUCAGAACAACUGCAAAUUACCGAGGAAUCAGCGUUUGCUCACUGCUCUGGCGCCUAAGGAAAUGGAAUGUGCGUUAAAAUCACUGGUUCGCCUGGCUCAGCAACAAGAAUUUCCAAUGGAGGUUCAACAGUACACCCGUAAUGCCACGGAAACUACUGGCAGAAUUGCAUCGAAAUCGCCACUCAAGAAUCUCAACAUUUUCAUGGACGAAUUCGGACUUCUUCGUAUUGACGGGCGACUGAAAAACUUGGAUGCACCAUUCGAUACUCGUCACCCAAUGCUACUCCCAGCAAAUCACAAGUUGAGCUGGCUGAUUGUUCGGUCCAUUCAUCUCCAGACUCUCCAUGGUGGUCCUUCUCUAUUACUCGCCACAGUUCGACAACGAUUUUGGCCACUCCGGGGUAGAGACUUGGCUCGUAAGGUUAUACGCAAAUGCGUCACGUGCUUUCGGUGCAAUCCUACUCCAGCAAACCAGAUCAUGGCACCUCUUCCGUCUGUCCGUCUCAAGCCAGCUCGAGCCUUUACGUAUGCUGGGAUGGAUUAUUGUGGGCCGUUUUUCGUUCGUCCACUGAUUGGGAGAGGUUCGUCGGUUAAAGUGUACGUCGCGUUAUUCGUCUGCUUGGUGGUAAAGGCCGUGCACCUCGAGAUUGUCGCUGAUCUGUCGACCGCCGCGUUUAUCAACGCCGUCAAACGCUUUAUCGCCUGUCGCGGUCGGGUUGUCGAGAUACAUUGCGAUAACGCAACCGCAUUCGUCGGGGCGGAUCGCGAGUUGCGGAAGCUGCGGAAGGAAUUCCAGCAGCAGUUCAAGUCCGCGGAAUGGGGCGAGUACUGUGCAGGAAAUGGCAUCACGUUCCGAUUCAUCCCGGAACGUUCGCCACAUUUUGGUGGCAUCUGGGAGGCCAGAGACAUGCAACGCUCAGUUCAAGAUCUGUGGCGCUGCUGGUCACGGGACUAUGUAAGCCAGCUACAUCAGCGUAGCAAGUGGAGACGCCCAUCUGCGGACGUUCGAAAGGGUCAACUGGUGCUUUUGAAACUCGACAACUACCCCUCACUACAAUGGCCUCUCGGACGCAUCGUAGAAACCAUAGCCGGGUCAGACGGCCGAGUCCGCGUUGUGGUGGUUAAAACGUGUGCUGGCGAAUACAAGCGGGCAGUCACGGAGAUUGCGGUGCUCCCAAUCGAUUCCGACAACGAAGAGAAGGAUGGAUCAGCAUUAUCGCCACCAGAUUUUUUGGCUUCCAGCAAGUCGGUCCGUCGUAUUCACGAUCGUUUCUCGGUACCGCGACAGUGUCCGUGCGAGUGGAUCCAGUGUCCGCAAAUUCGUCGUCGAAAAUCUCCCGUAACACCUAACAAUGUAAAGUUUUGCACAAACAAAUCCCAUUCUCUUUAA